Messenger RNA from Opisthorchis viverrini, 5609 nucleotides. RefSeq lists its product as hypothetical. The record is from RefSeq and is a predicted model, not a curated record. The transcript has 26 exons. Gene Ontology annotation, biological process: cell differentiation; multicellular organism development. The coding region runs from base 168 to 5609 and encodes 1813 amino acids. NCBI's taxonomy places the organism in Eukaryota, Metazoa, Platyhelminthes, Trematoda, Opisthorchiida, Opisthorchiidae. Gene Ontology annotation, molecular function: protein binding.
CACUUGGUGCGCUACGAGACAGGCAUCUUUCGUGAACCCACGCGGCAUGCAGAGUCUCUGUUGCGGGAUUAGGGCAUCCUGACUCAUUUACUUGGUGACGAAAUGACAAAUGACUGACUCGAGGUGAUCAGGUCGCUGUGACAAGGUUGGAUAUACAGGUUGGUAAAAUGACCACACGGAAGCGUGUCCCCACUACUGACAAUUGGAUUAUCGUGAUCUUAUUGUGUCUUACAUUUACCUCGAACCCAACUUCGGCCUGUCUGAGCAAAGAGCAGUUCCUAGCCUCGUUGAAUCGCAGGAAAACCCUAGUUUUUGAAGCCAUCCUGCUGCAGACUUCCGCGAGUUAUUUGAACAGCAACGGAUAUGAAGCCUAUAUACAAAUUACCAAAAUUUACCAACAAUCCAGACUGGGAUGGCAGUUAUCCCCAAACAGUAUUGCUCAUGUCAGAGGCAUUCGACCACGAGCAGUUGAUACCGCUUUGUGUCUGCCUCGCAUGGUGAACGGAAGAACCUAUUUGUGGAUUACGUGGAAUACCGGGUUGAAUGUCAAGACUGCCGAAGGCUCCUUGGAGUUUUAUCCUGGUGGCCUAUUCUUACCGGAGGAAUCUAAACAGGCUGAACUCGAAGCGGUUUUCAAACCAAAACCUCCACAAGGUACACGAGUCGGUAGUCCACUACAAUCGCCAUUCGAAGAUCGUCUUCAGCAGGAUGCCGGAUACGGAGCUCAAGCCCUUAUAUCCUCUCCCAAUGCAGACGUUUCACAACAACAGGGGAGGAAUCUCAACCCCUGUGACCCAAUUCCUUGUUCCUUGGAGCUGCGACCUGUAUGUGGGACCGAUGGAGUUAUGUACCAGAACGAAUGCCUUCUAAGGAAACGUUCAUGCGCAGGUGGCAGCUUGUUACCAUAUUCCCCAAGUCGACCAGUGAUGGUGAACGUGGACUACACUAACAAGUGUUUGAAUCAGUACUAUGCAAGACAAACUAGACAAAGCUAUGCUCUGUGCGAUGGAAACAACUUGUGUAACUACGGUGCCAAAUGCCCAACUACCAACCCGUCUAACAACUGGCGUCACGUUGCACCGGCCCCCUUCAACGGAUGUGAUUGCCAACAUAUCAACUGUUUGAACGAAUGGCCAGAUCCCGUUUGUGGAACGGAUGGUGAGACGUAUUCGAACGAGUGUUAUCUGCGGAAAUCCAUGUGCGUCACGCAACUUCCAAAACGAAUCCUUUAUCGAGGCAACUGUGCUUGCAGCAUGAUGAUGGAUAUUGAAAUAAAAUACCGUGGAAAAUGUGCUUCCAACCCAUGUCUAAGCCACACUUGUCGAUGGCCCGGUGAACGUUGUGAGAUCGAUGAAACAGGUCAACCAAAGUGCGUGUGCCCUGAUUCCUGUCCCAAAGUCAUGCUCCCAGUAUGUGGGAGUGACGGUCUAACCUAUGAUAGCCACUGCCAUUUGGAACUUACAGCCUGCAUGAAGAUGCGGCAACUAUGGGUUGUCUACUCCGGACAAUGCAGCCAGGAACCACAAUGCCAAGCGAUAGGGCUUCAUUGUCAAGGCUACGAAGUCUGUACAAGAAUCAAGGCUCCGCCGGUAUAUCAGAUCCAUUCACCACAGUACUCCGGUUCGCAGCCUUCGAAAUUCCAGCCAAUGGUGGCCCAUUGUGUCUGUCCAACCUGUCCGGAAAAGGGUCUUGGUGACCAGGUAUGUGGCACUGACGGUCAGACAUACCGGAGCGAAUGUCAUCUGCGUGCAAGUGUUUGCCAACGACAACUGUAUGGUGUAAAAGUGCGAUCCAUAGGGCCCUGUGACGCUUGCAACAACAAAGAAUGUAAAUACUACGCGAUUUGCCAAAAAAAUGCAGAUGGCGAGCCACAAUGCAUAUGCCCGACUGACUGUCCUUAUGUUCAGGGGGGAAAAACUGUCUGUGGCAGCGAUGGAAAUACGUACGAGGAUGAAUGCGUUUUGAAAGUGCGCUCAUGUGCCGAACAACGAGAAAUCUACGUGAUACACGAGGGACCUUGCAAAACUUGCCCCAGCGGUUGCCCACUGGGAUACCAGUGUCGGAACGGUCAGUGUGUUUGUCGAGAUGCGUGUCCAACAACUUCGUCGCUACUGGAUGCUGAGGUAUGUGGUACGGAUGGACUACUGUAUCGAAGCGAAUGUGAACUGAAACGGCAGGCAUGUUUGCAAGGAAAGGACAUUAGCGCAGAUCCGUCGGGAGCUAGCUGUCGAAAACAGCUUGGCAGCCAUUCUGAAGAUGUAGUGGCUGUGCGCCCACAAGCAGAUGAAGUGCAGGUUAGUCAAUGCACGUGUAACAAAGUUGGUGCUCUGUCCGAGUUCUGUGAUCACAGGGGUCGAUGUCGAUGUAAGUGGUAUGUUCAAGGCGACAAAUGUGAUCAGUGUGUUGCCGGCUACUGGGGCCUACAGAAUGGACACGAGUGUAUCGCCUGCUCCUGUCAUCCCGAUGGUUCUGUGAGCACCAACUGCGACCAAACAAGUGGACAGUGCGACUGUCGCCCAGGUGUGGUCGGUCGACAGUGCUCCAUUUGUCCAGAUGGCGGAUACGUAACAAAGUCCGGAUGUAAUGUGGAAAAUGUGACUUCAGGUCAUCGCGCUACCGAGAAUCCCUCAGUGAAAGCAGAAGCCAAAUCAAAAUCAGACAAUAACACGUCACCACCGGACAGCCCGCAGACUAACGAGAUCAUUACCGGACGUCAGUUUAGUCCGGAAACCACGCUGCUAAUACCGGCACCAAAAUCAUUUGAACAGCCAAUCACAAUCGAAUUAGAUGUGGUGCUUUCUGGUCAAGAUGGGAACCUCCUACAGUAUCGUAUAGCUCCAACCGAACAAGAGCAAAUGCUAGUUAAAAACUUGAGAGAUCAUCAAUUUCGUCUCGGCAUCUCCGGAGGACGUGUGGAAUGUAGCUACCUGAAUGGUCGCAUACCAGACCGGCUGUAUGUGGUUCAAGCCCCGGAGACGAUACGCCCUAAUACGCUUCACCAAAUACGUGUGGGCGUGAUUAAUAACAAGCCGUGGCUUCAGUUGGACGGUGUACAAACCACCCUGGUAACGGAAGCGCCCAUACUCCAGCACCCUACAGCAGAAAAUAUCACCCAACCGGUAGGAGGCUACAAGACUAUCGUUAUUGGUCGACCCUUGUUUCCUGCGAUUCAGCGGACUUGGCCUCCACCCAGCGCAAAAGAAAACGAUGGUUUCGGUGGAUGCCUGCUUCGUGUAAAUUUGAUCGCCGGUUCAAACAAACAACCUCAACGAAUCGAUUUACUCAGUGGUGCUGGUACCGAGUUGGCAUGGAUUGGGAUGAAACGAGUGAGCUCUGGUCUAUCCGAAGCACCACUAUGUAGUGCCAAUGAGGAAUUCAGUUCCCCACCUGCAGUGGUACACGAGGAUGAUCGCACCAAAUCAAUCCAGUCAGAUGGGAGUACGGUGGAACAGUCUCAAGCACCGGCUACAAUAUGUACACGGGGGCAAUCAUGUCAAAACGGAGGUAUUUGCGUCUCCACUCGUCCAAACGAGUACGACUGCAUCUGCCAGCCUGGAUGGCAGGGCCAACGAUGUGAACAAGUGGUGACCGUCAUUCCUCAGUUUGGCGGUAAUAGUUUCAUCCGACUACCAGGACCAAAGGGACCACAAGCAAUGAACGGGAAAAAGUUGCGCAUUGGACUUACAUUUCUGGCGACACAAGUACCUGGACUACUCUUUUUCCUCCCGCCCAAAACGAGAAUGGGUCCAUUCCUAGGUGUCUAUAUUGAUCCAAACGGUUACGUAGUUGUCGCUUGCCGAACUGAGUUGCGAGCACUGAAUGCAAAGUUCCCGGAUUCGGUUGGGAGAUCAAGUGACACGGUGUUGUUGCAGUACAGAAUCCCGCUGCAGCUCCGUCGAUGGCACAUGCUCACCAUCGACAAACGCCCCAGAGCGAUGAGCCUCAAAAUCGACGAAAACCAGUCACAACGUAUUCGACUGGUCCCGGCGGCACUUCGACGAUACUUGAAAAAGUGGCGCGGUCUCAGUCUACCAAGUUUUGACCUCAGUUCAAGUCCCAUCUACCUGGGAGGUUACGAUUUUCACAACAGCCCAAUUCCUCCUAUGGAUAUUCGAACGGGACUGGUUGGUGCCAUUCAGCAGAUGAACAUCAAUGGGGCGGAUAUAUUCCUGGUUGGUCCUCCUUCUCCGAACAUGGAAGUAACACAGAAUUCUUUGUCCGACGACUCUGAGUACUGGCUGAAUGUGUCUCAAUGGCAAGGUCCCCCUUGUGGACCAGCAUACAGCCCCUGUCGCAUCGGGGAACUACAAUCGGUGUGUAGACCUCUUGGAACGACAGCGUCGUGUGCCUGUUCCACGCAAUCGCAGCUGAUUCGAUUUAUGCGGGAACAUGGAACGAAUGACGCCAAAUGGGCAGAGAACCUUGCGUGUCAACAAAAACAGGCUGAGAUUGAUGCAAUGCGAGAAAAUUCUCAAAAAUCGCAUGACGAAACGCCGCUGAAACCGUGGUCACAAGAUGACGUUCAGUAUGACGCCCUACCAAAGACCGUUGAAUCACCUGGAACAGAUACAAAGCUUAGAAAGGAUGCGCUCGCGGCGACACCAGAAACUAGGAAUUGUGCACAGCUGGCAGUCCGUUUCUCGGGCAAUACAAUCUUCAAGUACUUCAACCUAUUAAAGACCGACUACUACAUGCGACUACAACUACAAACCGCCAGUCAAGAUGGACUAAUUCUGAUGAUUGGCGAUACUCUUCCGGAAACAAAGAGGCCGGGCUAUCCGCAUUCAGAACUGUAUGACCAGAGGGAACUGACCAUGAUCGCGCUACGUAAAGGUCGUGUGGAGUUUGGAAUCUUUAUUGUCUCCGAAAUUACAACUGCUGCGUCCGACAGAAGAAUAGCACUCAUCACCGGUCGCACGUCAACAAGUCUGUUACAGAUACAAUCAAAAAUGGAGCUGAACGAUGGGAAAUGUCAUACUGUCAAUGUGGUGAGGAGCGGCAGAAGAGCAACACUCAUUGUCGAUCAUCAAAUGGCUUCCGGUGAAUUCUCUAUUCCAUCUCAGAGCAUGCAUCGGGACAACUACGUACUGAUGGGAGCGGCAGAAGAGCAACACUCAUUGUCGAUCAUCAAAUGGCUUCCGGUGAAUUCUCUAUUCCAUCUCAGAGCAUGCAUCGGGACAACUACACGGGCCACAUCAAUGGUUAGAGACACUGUCAGACAUGGUCCAGUCGCGCCCCUCAAUGGUGCUCAUGCAUCCAAGCUAUUGCCUUCACUGCAUAGCUCCCUUCCCAAUUCCCCCCACUUGACAGUACAGUAUUUACGCACCAAUUUAUCAGCUACCGCCUCCAAUGCCUGUAGCACCCUUUCAGUGCCUAGCUGCCACGUCAGCCGAAGGAAGCACGAGGGCUGUGAUAAUGUCAAGUUGCCAAGACCUAGACAGAAGAAGCCGAGAUGCAUAGGUGGUGCCAUGCUAAACAUUACAGGCAUUCCGUGGGAAUAUCAACAUAAUUUUACCGGUUGUAUUGGAGACAUGUUUCUAAACGAGCAGAAAGUGCACAUGCUCACCUCAGCUUUCGAAAUCCGCGGUCCCAUCAUGUCCUGCAGUUGA